Symbiodinium necroappetens is the source of this 669-nucleotide messenger RNA. Lineage: Eukaryota; Dinophyceae; Suessiales; Symbiodiniaceae. The record is from the annotation of a GenBank genome assembly.
AUGCCGGUUCUACAAAUGGAGCUGAUGCAAGGGGAGCACGAGGACGAGGAGAGCUUCGACACGUCGCCGCAGGACGCAGAGCCGGCUGAGCCGGUGGAGUCGACAGCAUUUCUGCAGCGACCGAAGAUGAGGCCUUGUUUGGUUGAGUUUAUGAUGCUGACGCCAAGACGCCGCUUUGGGCUUGGAGUCAUCCUGUGUGGAUUGAGCUUCGCACUCCUUGCGGUCAUCUUGACUGGAUCGAUUCCUCCCUUCAGCCAGCCCCGCCACCGCGCGCAUGCUGGAAAAUUCCGCUUGAGCCUGUGGUCCGGGGAGGGAUCUUGUCGCAGCAUGGGCUGCGAGAGUGACAACUACGUGGGUAGCUGCCAGUGUAACGAUGGGUGCACUUAUUUUGACGACUGCUGCCCCGACUACCAGGAAGUUUGCACAUCGGCUGGGCAGUACGAACCUCCGGAACCCCGUGGUUCCUGCCAGUCCAUGGGUUGUGGCAGUGAUUCCCUGGGCUGUACAAUGGCCAACUGUGAGAACGUUUGCCGCCCGUCUUGGCUUCAGCACCGAAUUUUUUUCAGGAAGGCCUGUGCUGAAGGGAACCCAGGUGGCAACGUUGGGGGUGCAGGGUUGUCUGGAACAGAGCUUGUCUUAGACAUGACAUCGCAUACCGUCAUAUCAUAG